CUGACUUUUUGUGUACUGUCUCUUUAAAUUAACGCGUCGCCUUAACGGAAGCGGGUUUGUUUUGGCGGCCCAACCAAAUGAAAGAAGGAGGGAGCCCUGCGCGUCUUUUAGUACACAUUAAGAGUUGAGAUUACGUUUAAGUAUAAUUUUAAAAAUGACUCUGAAAUUAUUAAGUCUUCAAACGUUUAUAAAAACAAGAGGCAGCGAAUGCGUAGCGCAGCUGGCUAAUGCUCAGUACUACCGUCAGCGCAGUGCUAGCAUAGCAUAGCGCAGUGUAGUGGCUGGCUGGUUUGUUUUUGCGUGUUUUAUCCAGCCGUCAUUUUAAAAAGUCUUUGCAGACACACUAUGGCUUCAUUUUAGUAACGGCUUCUGUGAAUAAGCUAAUGUUACAGCUAGGGCGGUUAGAUUUGGUUAGCUAAAGCUAACGGCAACAACAAAAACUCCUUGGCUAGCCAGACAGCAAAUAAAAAAGUAACGUUACAAAAAGUGCAUCGACUGUUCUGCUACACAUCUUUACCAUGUUGCACUAUUUAAGUUACUAUUCUUUUGUGUCUUGCACGAAUGGUUAGCUAGCUAGGUUAAGUGGUUGCUGAAAACACUGGUAAAUGCCAUGAGCUUCAUAUUGCCUACCGACUCUUCACAUCAGUAAAGAUGAAUGGGAAGGUCAUACCUUACACGCCCAUUGCAGUUGACUGUUGGCAGGUGCGAAAGUGCCACCAUGCCCGGCUCUUCUUCCUCUCGCACAUGCAUACGGACCACACCUCUGGUCUCACGUCCACCUGGAGCAACCGGCCCAUCUACUGCUCGCCUGUCACAGCCAAACUCCUAAAGCUCAAGCUGCAGGUGAAGGAGAAAUGGGUCCAUGCUCUGGAGGUUGGGGAGCCACACAUGUUGCCACUGGAUGAUAUUGGGAAAGAGAAGCUGACCGUUACUCUCAUUGAUGCUAACCAUUGUCCUGGGGCAGUUAUGUUCUUUUUCGAGGGCUAUUUUGGCACCAUUCUGUACACUGGGGAUUUCCGCUACACUCCUUCGAUGCUGCGUGAGCCGUGUCUCAGGAACAACACGACCAUUGAUGUGCUGUAUGUGGACAACACCAACUGUGACCCCACUCGUUCUCUUCCUUCUCGACAGCGAGCCUGUCAGCAGAUGAAAGAGAUUAUACGAGGCCAUCCAAACUACACUGUGGUCAUUGGUAUGUAUGCUCUUGGUAAGGAGUCUCUGCUUGUGCAGUUGGCCAUGGAGUUUAAGACUUGGGUAGAGGUGGAUGUGGAGCGUCUGGAGACUCUCCGUGUCCUGGAGCUUCCAGAUGUGUUCACUACUGAGCCUGGUGCAGGGCGCAUCCGAGCAGUAGCUCAGUCUGAGAUCACUGCUUCCAACUUGCAGGCCUGGAAUAAGGAGCAACCCACCAUCGCUAUACUCCCAACCAGUCGCCCUGUGGUGUCCUGCCACCCAAACGUAUAUGUUGUGCCCUACUCGGACCACUCCUCCUACCAGGAGCUGGAGGACUUUGUCUCAGCUCUGCGUCCAGUCUCGCUGGUGCCCAUCGUGGGCAGCUGCAUGCCUUACUUCUCCUCCCUGUUGAGCCCACGGAGGAAGCGCCGGGACAUGAUAGUACCCGAAUCAGUUCAGCACUACAUGAUGGCCAAGUCUAACGAUCAGCUUUUUGAUUUCAGCACGACUAGCGUGCACCACCGUCCUUUCCGUCCAGUGCCUCGAGGAGUGGUGUUUGAAUCACCCAGACAGAGACCCAGACCCAGGCUUUCCAGACAUGAAGAUGUGGACUCAGAUGCUAUGGAGGUGGAUGAUGGUGCAGUGGAGGUCAAUUCUGAAGUAGAUACAGACUCAGAUUGCAUCCUGUUGGACAUGAGCACUGAUCUCAGUCAUGGUGUUACCCCUCCACGGCGCAGGAGUCUAGAGCUGGUUCGAGUUGUGUCCGAUGACACCAUCACUAUCGAUAGUAUGCCACUAGAUGUGAGUGAGUCCCUCCUUGCCAUUCAAAACAUAAAGUCCCCCAGUACUAAAAGCACAAGCGACACUGAGAGCUUACGCUGUGACUAUGUUACUGCCCUGACCCCUAAUCUUCAAAACACUAAGAAAAGAAGCCCACAAAUGGGAAGCACUAACUCCAGAAAGAUGUGCUCGUCAUUGGACAGCAUUAAUCUUCAUGACAGCACCUGUAUGACAGCUUUUGCAGCCUUAACACCAGUUGAAAUGCAGCCUGAGACAUCUGAUCAGUCUUAUACAAGUGAGAGAGAGCAGAUAGAGCAGUGGCUACUCGAUAACUUCACUGUUCCAGAGGAAGAAUUUGUAAGUCAGUAUGGGGUUUAUCCGAGUUUACAUGAGAUGUUUCCACUCACUCCAGUCAAUAUGCCAAAACCAGAAGGUGAUCCUUUUGAAGCUGCAAUACAGAGAUUGAAAUCAAAAUAGCCACUUAUGUGAAUGCAUAACCAUGCAGUAUUAUUAAGCAACACCAUACACUGCUUUCAUCAUUGUCAUGAUAGGAUCUCAUAACUCUUGUUUAUUUUUUUUUUAUUUGAAAACAACAGCUGUCCCUUUUGUCGUGUGAACACCUUAUGUGAAUGGACCUAUGGAAAUGGUCCAGAAUUACUUAUUACAUUAACGUACAUAUCAUAAAAAAACUGAUUUUUCUCACUUUUUUGAACCAAAAGUUUCAUAUAGUAUGUAAACACAGUUAAAGUUUCAAAGCAUACUUUUCACUUCCCAGGCCAUGUGUGGAAAUUAAACUGGAAAAGUUAUUUUCAAUUCACCUUUUUGUGAUGUCAUGAAAACGAACCAUUUAUAUAUCUUCACCUUUUCUGUCUUUAGCAGUUUAGCCCUGCUCAUUCUUGUUGAAGUUAUAAAGAGCCUCACUGUUUUUUUAAUAAGGCACAGUGCAGGGCAGCCAGUCAGAACAGAGCUCAUUUACAUAUGUCAGUCAAAAAGACAGUAACUAAAACAGCUUGUUCAGUUUUAAAGGGUUAAAAGAGGUUGCAAACUCUGUUUUUGGUACAUAAAGCCACACAAAUGUUAUAAGCGAACUGCAGUAAAAACAGUAAAAUCCUGGAAAAGUGUAGAAUCUGUGACCUUUUAAAAGUGAAGAAUGUUUUCCUUCUCCUGUAAAGUUGUCUUUUCAGCAAUAGUGUUUUGUUCUUACAGUAACUGUUUGCAAUGUGCAUGGAUACAAAUUUAUUAGUUGUGUGCUAAAUUGUACUUAAGUAUGAUGCCUUGUUAAAAGAAUGCCUGUGAUUUGUCUCAGUAUGUAAUUUAUUUUCAUUACUGUUCAAGCACUUUAAUUUGUCAUCUUUCCCUACAUUUGUACUCUAAAGGUAUUGUGGCUUAUGCUUUUUAGACAGUGCCAACUAGAAGGAGAGCUCACUGAGUGUCAUUUUUUUUUUAUGCCUGUUCACAUUUAAUAUGUUCUCUUUAGAAGUAAAUGAACCUACUAUGAUGUUCACUCCAUCCUAAAGCUCUCUGAAGUGCAGUGUUUUACAGCAUGCAUUUUAAUACUGAAUUAUUUAGUGUUCUGGUGACAUUGUGAUGUAGCAUCAUGUAGCACUGUUGUAAACAUAAUCUCCUGCAUGUUUAUCUAUAUGGCAACAUCAUGUUUUUGGUUCAUACUAUAUAUUAGAUCAAAAGCACUAUGAGUCUGUUGGUAUGGUGGCAGGAUGGAGUUUUAAUGGUUGCCUUUGGAAAGUUUGCAAACCACUAUGGUAUUAAAAAUGUCAAGAAUAAAGUUUGCUCUCCAUAGUAGUUUAAUGUUCAUGUCCUUUUCUGAUUCAUUUAGUCAAGUAUGAAAUUGUGAACAUUUCCCAAUGUUAGUAUCUUUGGGAAAAAAGAAACGAACUGCAGACACCAAAUAUAUCUAGGCUGAAACUGUUUCAGUUGUUGACCUGACAGUGUAGUACAGUUA
Messenger RNA from Colossoma macropomum (tambaqui), 3910 nucleotides. RefSeq names its product DNA cross-link repair 1B (gene dclre1b). The transcript has 5 exons. NCBI's taxonomy places the organism in Eukaryota, Metazoa, Chordata, Actinopteri, Characiformes, Serrasalmidae. Bases 652 to 2427 code for a protein of 591 amino acids. The record is from RefSeq and is a predicted model, not a curated record. Gene Ontology annotation, biological process: double-strand break repair via nonhomologous end joining; interstrand cross-link repair; protection from non-homologous end joining at telomere. Gene Ontology annotation, molecular function: damaged DNA binding; 5'-3' DNA exonuclease activity.